This is a messenger RNA of Penicillium cataractarum, 939 nucleotides long. Its product is annotated as NAD(P)-dependent oxidoreductase. The coding region runs from base 1 to 939 and encodes 312 amino acids. The record is from RefSeq and is a predicted model, not a curated record. The transcript is spliced from 2 exons. NCBI's taxonomy places the organism in Eukaryota, Fungi, Ascomycota, Eurotiomycetes, Eurotiales, Aspergillaceae.
AUGUCUACAUUCAAAAAAAGUCAGAUUGUUGGCAUCAUUGGCCCUGCUGGAUUUGGAGGCUCAUACCUUUGUGUUGAGCUCAUCCGUAGGGGACACUCGGUCAUUGGACUCUCACGCAACCCUGAGUCCUUUGGUACAUGCCCUGGUUAUACGCCUAGAAAGUUAGACCUUGAGGCAGCUAGUAUUGGCGACCUUGCAAACUAUUUCCGCGACAUAGAGGUGCUAGUGAGCCAAUACGGGCCUCACACGCAAGGAGCAGAUGCACUUCGCUACAUGCCGUACGUGGAGGUUGUAAGGAAACUGAUUCUCGCUGUUAAACUCGCAAACAUCAAAUACUUUGUGUUUGUGGGAGGUGCCGGCAGCCUUGUGGUUCCUGGAACGCACGAGUCUUUAUCAGACCACCCGAACUUCUUCUACGCCUAUCGCCGACAAAUGGCAGAAAGCGAUUCUCAUGUGCGGUAUAUGGAGGAGCGUCUUGGUCCAAUCGGGGACGCCUUGCGUUCAUACCGGAAUGCUCGUCUCGCCGAAAGGUCCGGCCAAGCCACCGCAGCUGACUUGGAGCUGAUACGAACGUAUGAAGAUAAUAUCCGGAAGAAUGAUCGAGCGUCUGAAUAUAUCAAGGCUGGGAGAGCUAGCCUCUUGUUCUUCGAGGGGAACACUUCCUUCUCGUGGACGUUUGUUUCGCCCAGCCCUCUAUACCGACCGGGGCCGCGCACUGGAACCUAUGAAAUUGCCAUUGACUACGUCCCACUAAAAGGUGUCCAAGAAGGGGAAGACAUCUUGGAUGGUCGUUUGACCGGCAUAUCGGCCGCAGACUUGGCAGUGGCUAUUGUGGACGAAAUUGAGUCUCCGAAACUUAGGCACAAGCACUGGACUGCCUCUGCCGACCUUUCUGACGACACAGUGUAUCCUAGCUAUGUAACUGCUAAAGACAUUUGA